CUGGCUAGCUUCACAUAGGUCCCAGACAGCACUGUGUGCAGUAGCUUUGUUAACAUUUUCUGACCGCUGUGCCUUGACGUUCCUCAAGAUUUAAAAAUAUAUAUAUAUAUAAAAAAGCACUAUAAUUUCAAUAGUCACUGAGAUUCCUUGAUGUUCACCCAAACCCGUUAUCUUCGUUUAACCCGGACAACAUUAUUUCCGGUGUUACAUUUGAGCAACUUUAUCCAAAAGCAUCUGUCUCUCUACUUCUGUCGGAGACUGUCCUCAUCAUCACACCAGCUUGAGGGACCUUUGGCAGCAAGAAGAAAUUACUCUGGAAACCAUAACAUGCCCAAAAAGGACAAAACGAAUAAAACUGUAGGCCUACAGAAGCCGUCGGAGAAACCUUCACCUUCUGGGCCAGUAGCUCGAAACAAGAACGGAGUGGUGACAAUUUCAGUGCACGCGAAGCCUGGAUCUAAACAGAACGCAAUUACAGAUGUGUCUAUAGAGGCAGUAGGUGUCGCUAUUGCCGCACCGCCAACAGAUGGGGAGGCCAAUGCGGAGCUUGUGCGGUAUCUCUCCAAGGUGCUGGAGUUGAAGAGAAGUGAAGUCGUUUUGGACAAGGGCUCCAGAUCCAGAGAGAAGAUUAUUAAAGUGACUGGGUCACUAACUCCGGAGCAGGUGUUGGACAGGUUAAAGCAAGAGGCUUCUGGAUGACAUGGAGGACAUUGUAUUCCUGGUCCUAUGCACCUUUACAGUAUUGGUUGAUUUUAAGACAUCUAUGGAAAACAGUUCAGAUAAAAUAAGAUUGUAGCUAUGUCUUUGCAUCAGCUGAUACAUACACCAAUAAAUACACAAUAUGUGACAUGCCCUAUAUGGAAGCAUUCUAUAAUUAUUUGAAAUGUGUAGGGGUCUGAAAUGAUUCCCAAAAUGUUGAAAGAACCCUUGUUUACGGAGGCCAUCCUCUCUCUUUUCUCAGAAAUAAUGACCUUAUCUUUUGCACUAUGAUAGUUAAAAUAAAAAUAUGAAUCACAAUGA
Messenger RNA from Oncorhynchus tshawytscha (Chinook salmon), 1020 nucleotides. RefSeq names its product linkage group 06 C15orf40 homolog (gene lg06h15orf40). Lineage: Eukaryota; Metazoa; Chordata; Actinopteri; Salmoniformes; Salmonidae. The transcript is spliced from 4 exons. The coding region runs from base 151 to 699 and encodes 182 amino acids. The record is from RefSeq and is a predicted model, not a curated record. Gene Ontology annotation, cellular component: cytoplasm.